AGAAACAAGAUCAUAUGACUGCUAUCAGGAUGUCAACAAAUGUGAAAGGGAAUUUAACUGAAUUAAUGCCAUGAAUCCCAAUGCCGGUUCAAAACCGGGUAUAACGUUAUUUGAGGCUAACGGUCACGUAUUUCUUGGAGCAUAAGGAUGUCAUCCACUCGGGCCUGUCAGUCAACGGUUGUACACAGACUUGCCACAUUACUGCGAAAUAAUGGUGACUCCGUACUGGAUGGUUCCAGUACUCUCACUCUGCAAGUGGGAUGUUUACAGCACCUGACACAACUCUUCGAGCAGCACCUUCUCUCACGAACAUAUCAGCAUGGUUUUCUGGCCCUGCCGUCCCACCCAGCGGACACUGCCUCCCUGCUGGAAGUCCAGUUCCUCUUUGACAUGCUGCAGAAGACAGUAUCCCUCAAGCUUGUUAAUCCGCCUGGUGUGAAAGUACAGUAUGUUGUGAAAAUCUUCCCUUUCAAGUCCCUCAAACAGUUGGAGCUCAAGCGUAUUCCUCCUCAUUAUCUGGAGGGUCUUAGAGGAGUGUAUUCUCAGCUGGAAGUCUUCACUUGCUCAAAAGGUGUCAGCUCUCUAGAGGAGCUUCUCUCUCUGUGUGGAGGAGAUCUCAGCUCAGCUUUACCCUGGUUAGAACUUCAUACCCUUAAUUUCAGUUACAAUUCCAUUUCCCGUCUUGACGAGUCGCUAAGUCUGCUAAAUGUCCUAAAGUGGCUUGACUUGAGCCACAACAAGAUCCAAGAUUGUGUUGAGUUUUUGAAGCCUCUUACUGAACUGGAGCAUCUGAAUUUAGCCUAUAAUAACCUCCAGAGAGCACCAGUGCUGGGCCUCAGUGCCCAAGCCAAACUCACAACCUUGAUCCUUAGAAACAAUGAACUGGAAACUAUCGAUGGAGUGGAGCAGUUAUCAUCACUUCAGUCUCUUGACCUGGCUUAUAACCUUCUUAUGGAGCAUUCUCAGUUGGCACCUUUGUCCCUCCUUCAUAAUCUUAAUACAUUAACUUUGGAAGGAAACCCUUUGUAUUUUCAGAAGACACACAGGGUAUCGACUAUCCACCACCUCUCUCCACAAGCUGUUUUCCAAGGGCUCCAGCUGGAUGGCACCCCUCUGUCCCAAUCUGAUCAGCUGAUCUUACCUAAGCCCGGGCAGCUGGUUGGUCAGCCCUCCCACACUUCUCAACAAGUUUAUAUGGCACCUGACCAAGGAGGGCAGGAAGUGUCCAGUGGAGGCGGGGACAUGACUGACAGUGUGACUGUAAGCAUAUCAGGAGUGACCCAAGUUCCAAAGAGGAAACACAGAAACAAGGUGAAGGUCAGGAGAGCCAGUAUCUCAGAACCCAGUGACACAGACCAUGAGGUCAGAGUGCAGUCUGCAUUACAAGAUAUUGUCCUACCCCAUAAGGAUGACAUUGAGAGAAUGGACAGUUUUCGAGAGCAGUUAGGGGAGGACUGGCUACGCUACCAGCAUCAUCUUGAUGAUACUCCAGUCAACCCAGCUUUCCCAGUAGUGGACAGUGUAACCAAUAAAGUGAACACCAAGUGCCACUAUACACCUCCAUCCCCCCUGCUUAAAACGAACACACCUCCAACCAGUCUGGAGUUGCUCCCUCCUCCGCUGCUGUCCUCUGAACUGAAAGAGGAAGAGGACAAAGAAGAGAUGGAGAGCACAGACCUGCAGCCUGAGACAGAGUCCACCUUGCAGUAUACAGGCCACAGCCCCCCAAACACUGAAUCUACUCUUGAGAUGAGUCUAGGAAACACUCAGUCCACAACUGAGGCCUACUCUGACCCAAAACCACCAGUAGAAGAUGACGACGAUAGGGGAGUGGACCUGUGCAGACCAAUGCUGGUGGGGCUGCUUUUAGAGGAUGUGGAGAGAGAUCAGAAAAGGCCCUCUGAACCGCUUUUCCUACGAGUGCGGCAGGGUCGCCUGCUGGAGGUAGACAUGCACCAGGGGUGUGUUAAAAAACUAGUGGAACUAGACAGUUUGCAAGAUGUCAUGACCACUGAGGCCACCUGCACGGUGGAGAACGUGGAGAUGACUCACCCGGCCCUGGAGCUCCACUUCCGGUACAUUAGUCGUGAAAGACGUAAACGUUCUUACAUAAUGUUGGAUGACAAGCCACAGGAAGCAUUACAGGUAUUAGUGGAGGUUCUCUCAAGAGUCGUGGAGGAAAACAAGCAGCAGUUGGAUGAGGAGAGACCAGAGACAGUUUGGCUACAGUGCCUAAAGUGUCAGACUGAAUUUUGCCAGCCACCAACUGAAUUCGACAGCAGCUUGAGCCACCUGGAUGAGCUAAGGAAUGACCAUGGUCUUGGAUGUGAUCAUGUAGUUCAGUUGGCUGCCCAAUCAGCUCCUUCCACCAGUACACCAUUUGAACAGAAUAAUGCCAGAUACUUUACCUUUGAUGACAGGGACAACAUGGUUCAACCCAAGCUCAAUGAGGCGUUGGUCCCAGGACAGUCUUUGCUAUCCCGUGGCAGCCCACUCCAUUCGCCUCAGCAUUCAGAGGUCUCCACAGAGGGAGCCACAGCUUACUUCCACACAGCCCAUAACUUCCUGUCUAAUUGUUUGACUAACCAUAAUGAGACAUGGGUUGAUCAGAGAACAUCUCAACUAAUCAACUUCAGCACAACUGAUGGACAGGUCCCGGGUAACUCAGAGGAGAUUAAGGAGAAGGUGGCUGAAAAUUCCUGCAACAACAGCUAUCAAAAACAUCUGGACCAACAGUCACCAAAGUACACCGAAGGCUCCAACAAUGCUCAGUUUGACCUGCUGUCAGAGACAGUGGACCAUCGGCUUCAACUGUUCCUGGAUGUGGAAGUGUUUGGGGGAGAAGAGGAGUUUCGCUGCUUUUUAAAGAUGUCCAUUGUGAAGUUUGGGGAUGCAGUGCAGUUCCAUUCUCUUAUGGUUGUGUCGGACCAGUACAUCUACAUCUUAGAAAUCACCUCACAGUCUGAAGGGCAACCCUCAGACUGGCUGCAGAAAAGGGAAAGUCAUCGGUUUUGUGAACUCAGCUAUAUGGAGGUGGGACUGGGCUCUCAGAGUAUCCACCUAGAGUUUGAUGAGGGGGCAGCAGCGUACACACUACUAGUGCGAAACAGUGGCCGCUGCAAAUGGUUCUUCAGCAAGCUUACAGAAAUUGCAAGGGAAUUGGCCCCAAAGUACGAAAGCAAGCUGAAGGGAAUCUCCACCACCCGGCUCAACCCACAGCACCACCUCUGGCAUCUAGUCUGUGAGGAUGCCCUGCCAUGUGAAGAAGACGACAGCCAGCCUCCUUUCCGGUACCUUUUAGCAUUCCUUCAGCAAGGUGAGUGUCUGUGUUUUCCAUGA
This is a messenger RNA of Sinocyclocheilus grahami, 3339 nucleotides long. RefSeq names its product serine/threonine-protein kinase 11-interacting protein-like. The record is from RefSeq and is a predicted model, not a curated record. Gene Ontology annotation, molecular function: protein binding. Gene Ontology annotation, biological process: intracellular protein localization. Lineage: Eukaryota; Metazoa; Chordata; Actinopteri; Cypriniformes; Cyprinidae. The transcript has 24 exons. Gene Ontology annotation, cellular component: cytoplasm. The coding region runs from base 148 to 3339 and encodes 1063 amino acids.